Molecule: messenger RNA, 4734 nt
Organism: Bombus terrestris (buff-tailed bumblebee)
Lineage: Eukaryota; Metazoa; Arthropoda; Insecta; Hymenoptera; Apidae
Exons: 2
Coding region: 494-3310 (938 amino acids)
Source: RefSeq, a predicted model, not a curated record
AUUAUCCGAUUUUCGAGGUAGCCAUAUUACGUCGAGACAUUUCCAUUGCGUAGCGAGAAAUACAUCUCAACACAAGUUUACCAUUGUCUAGCUGUUUAACUUUGUAUAUUUUUUUUUUUUUUUUUUUUGUAUAUUUGCGUCAAUAUUGAUCACAUGAAAUUAGUAAAUAACAUAGUAAAUUUACAAAUUGUAACGUGUAAUAAUAGAUCUUGAAUAGAGUUAAUGGGUGAGGUGGACGGGUUUCGGUUUUUUUUACAUCAUACAUUACCGGCAGAAGAUUUAUAGUAUUCAAGAAAUAUUUGUCUUCCUUUAAGUUAUAACAAUCUAACAAUUUAUAUAAGAAGCUUUUAAAUUUAUCCGCGUCUAUAAAACGUAAUACACCGUUUGAAUAGCCUAAUUUUUAGAAUGUUUUGUAUACGAUCGAGUCAACCCUUUCUAUCAGUAGUUACAACUCAAGAACAAAGAAACCUUAACAAGUUCUGGAUGUCUAAAUAUGCCAGGCUGUGCAGCAGUUGGCUGCAACAAUCGUAGUGAGAAAGGUUAUAUUAUGAAAUGUUUUCCACGUGAUCCAAAAUACAGAAAAAUUUGGCAAGAGCGUGUUGCUAGAGCUGAUUGGGAACCAUCAAAUAACUCAUUUCUUUGUCACGUACACUUUGAACCUCAAGAAUGGUCUAUAACACAAAGUGGAAGAAUUAGACUGAAGAAGAACGCAAUUCCUUCUAUAUUUACUGUGACAUCUACUAGAAAAUCACCUAAAAAAAGAACUAAGAUAUUUAAUAAAAAAGGUGAAAACUUACUGCAAGGUGAAUAUAACAUAGAAUAUACAGAAAAUGAUACAGAGCAUUCAUCUAUUGAACAUUUAGAAGAGAAAGAUUUGGAUUUUCAGGAGAUUGGGGAACUAUCUAUACAACAAACUACUGGAGAUUAUCUUAAACAUACCCAUAAAUAUACAGAAGAUAAGAUAGAAAAAAACAUUAAGGUUAAUCAUCAAAGGCAAAAUAUUGUGAUGAUUGCUGAGGAUAACCUCACUGAUAUUAAUAGUUUAGUGGAGCAAUAUAGUCUUGAAGUUCAACCGAACAAUAAUAAAAAGGAAAUUAAAUUAUCUUUAUUUAUGAACAAUUCAGAAACUACACGACUAUCAAAUACUACUAUAAAGGAAGAAACUAAAUUAGAGGUUAUGGAUCGUAACACACUUGAAGAUAGUUAUGAUGAAAUUGAGGAGAAGUUAAAACAAAUUUGUGAUGGUGGAUCUACUGAAGAUGAAAAUUAUAAAAAUGAGAUUGAGAAGAAGUUGAUGGUUAAGAGUCAAAAGGAAGGUGAAAUUGAAGAAAAAAUGGAUACAAAAGUUGAAUUUACUACUGAUGAUCAUACAGUUGAAUUUACUACUGAUAAUCAUAAAGUUGAAUUCACUGCUGAUAAUCAUAAAGUUGAAUUUACUACUAAUGACUAUAAAGUUACUUCGCCUGUUAAUAAAAAUCAUUUAUCAAUGAAAAGCGAAGUCGGACAUAUGCUUACAAACAAAGAAGAAAAUGUUGAAAUAAUAUUUGGUACUGAAAGUGGGGAUGAAAAAACAUCUGUAUCACAAACUGUAUCAAAAAUGAAUAAAGUGAAUAACAGUGCAUUGGAACAUGAUGAAAUAAUUUAUAUUAAAGAUGAAAAGAAGGUUUUCAAUGAAGACAUAGAAGAAAAUUUUACUAAAGAUGAAGUUCAUGUUAUACCAAAUAUAAGAGCAGCUAUGAAGCGUAAGAGAAGAACUAGAGAAGAAAUAAUGAGAUCAAUAAAGAAGUCAUUUAGAAGCAAUUCAGAUCAAGAUAUUGAUUCUUCAAGUAAUAGUGACUCAUCUGAAAUAGAAAUAAAAGAUGAAUUACCUUUGUUUUCUCAGCAUACAAAUGAUAUUAAUAAAAAUGAUGUAGAAAUAGAAACUGACAAAUUUGUUAUCAAAGUAACUGGUGACCCUGAUGAUGUGACUGAAAUUAUUGAAGAGUUAUCAUUUAACAUAACAGGAACACAAAUAUCUAAAGAAUUCAGUACUGCUUCCAAAAUUGAGGAAAAUGAUUCACUCAUUACAUCUAUUAUAACAGUAGAAACACCAAAAGAUGUUAAAGGUAUUAUUUAUGGAGAAUUUAAUAAUCCAAUGAUAAAGAAUGAAUAUGUACCUUUAAGUAAAGAAAUUUCACUAAUGAAUCAAUUUCCUUAUGAAGACAGAGAGUUUACAAGUUUCAAUUCAACUCAUAGUUCUAAAACAUACUAUCCUUCUUGUAUCAAACAUACAUGUUCUGAUGACGAAGAAAGGAUAAGAACUAAUUCACUAUUACAAAAUUGUACACAAGGUGUUCAAACUUCCUUGGAAAAUAAUCCUAGUUGUGUUUCCUCAGAUUAUGAAGAUCUGUUAGAAAGAAUACAAAUUCAAGAGGAUGUAAUUGCAAAGUUAACUGACCAGUUAAUUAUUUAUAAAGAAUUUGAAAACAGUAUAAAAACCACAGGACAUGAAAUGCAAGUCAAAGAAGUGGAAACAUCUAGAAUUAAUACAAGAUCAAGUAACAUACAAUCUACAAUACUUAAUAAAAAAAAUUUAGAAUCCAAACGAAGAUUGAUAAAAGACUUAUCAAACAGAGUAAACUAUUUUGAAGAAAUGAAUAAAAAAUUAACAAAAACUGUAACAUUGGCAUCUCAGCAAAAAAGAAAGCUUGAAGGGCAAAUUAAACAAAAGGAUAAUCAAAUAAAGGAACUUAACUGGAAGUUGGAAAAAGCAUCUAAAUAUCUUGAAAGAGCAGAAAAAAACACGAACACUUACAAAAGGAAAAUGUUAAAUAUGCAAACUGUUAUGAGAAGAAGAAAGCUUUUGGAUGAAAAAAUGUGCAAAUUUAAUGAAAUGUUACUAGACAGCUCUAAACAAGAAUUUUCAGAAAAGGUUUUAUCCAUGGCAACAGAGAUUUGGGAACUUUAUGGGAAAAAUGAAUAUGAUAAGCUGCUUUCUUAUGGGUUUCCAUUACCACCAUUACCAGCUUUAACGGAAGAACUUCUUACUGAAGAUUUUACAGAUCUUAACAGAAGUGAUAUGGACGAGGCACAAAAUUCUACGAAGAUAAGUAUUAAAGCAGAAAAAGCUCAUGAUACAAAUAAUGAAUCUGAAAUAGAUGAAAAGAACACAGAACAUGUAGCUUCAGUUAGCAAAGCAACUGAAUAUGAAAGUGCUGAAACUGUGACAGGAACUGUGCAAGACAUUUUUGAUGAAAAUAAUGAUGGUGAUGAUUUUAGUACAAAUGAAUUGAGAGAACAUUUUAUUUUGCAAUUAAAUGCAGUUAUGUAGCCAUAAUUUUGUAUUUUAACCCUUUCGCUACGAGUGUCGCCUAUAGGCGACAUCCGCGUGACGACCUAUCUGUACGAGCGUCGCCUAUAGACGACGUCCGCGCAAUGACAUAUGCACGCUUUCCGUCGAAGUGCUCCGUUCAGUACCGCUAUUCCGGCGGUACGGUAGCCCAUACAGCAGUAUCACUCCGACGGAGCACACUGCCGUAGCGAAAGGGUUAAUUAUAUCUUUCUUUUUACAUCUUAAGAACUGUAAUAUUAAAAUCAUGAAUACUUAGGUCAAAUCUCUUCUGUCAUUGUACUAUAUGUACCAUUGUGCUCUUAAGAAUUAUAUUUAUUGUAUAGUAUAAUUCAGUGUUCUUACUUCAAAUGUAAAUAUAUAUGUACAAAUAUUAUUAUAUGUGUAAUAUAAAAGACCAUUUUAAGUGAUUGAUUACAGUAUUAAAUCAUUGCUUAUAAAUAAUCUUCUGCAUAAUGGUCUAUCGGUCUAUCUUAGAGAUAUACAAUACUUCAUGCUUCUUAUUGACAAGAUUUAUAUUUUAGUAGUAAAAUAAGAAAAACAGAUCUGCUACAAAUUUGUUUCUGAUUUCCUAAAUUUAUUGGUAAUAAUACUCCAAUAUUCGUGCAUCAAUAAAAUGUUAAAAGUAUAUGAAUUCAAUUAUGUUAUUUGAAAAAGAGAAGGUGCAGGGUAAUUAAACAGUAAUUAAAAUCUUUUAAUUACUAAAAUCUACACAAGAUGUAAGAAAGAUAAUAGUAUAAUAAUACUUCUGCAUAUUCAAAUUUUAUGCUAUCUAAUUACUUCAUCGCUGAAGAUAUUUAUGCUACAUAUGACAUAGGGAAUAUAUAAGUAGUAUGUUAAAAAUAUGAUUAUAAAUUUUGAGAAAUUAUAUAGGGUGAUUCUCUCGCUGGUUAAUUCAUAGGCAAUGUCGCGUGCCGCGACGAUAAUGUCAUGCAACUGCAAUAACUAGGAAAGUGAUCACCCUGUAUUUGUCUCAUUUGAAUAAUAUAAAGUAGAAGACAAUAUAACAAUAGUAAAUACACUUGAUUAUACGUAUGUGUAUAUAUAUUCUUUUUUCUUUUAACACAAUUUUUAUUAGAAUAAUUACAAUCCAGUGGCAGACUUGUUAUUAUUAACUUUCUUUUUUUCCUUUGAUUUUCCAUCCUUGGAUCCAAGUAUUUUAUCACAUUCGCACCAAGGUGUAAUCAUUUUAUCACACAUUAGAGAAAUAUUAAGGACUGUUAAUGGAGUAUCUUCAAUAGUCAUUGUAAUCAUACCUAAUAUUUUAUAAGAAACGUUAUUUAAGCCAGUUUGACGAUCUCGUUUUCUAGUAACUUCCCGUUGAUUAUAACAUUUUAUCAUAUCUCGCUUCCUAUGGUUUCUGUCAUGUAUAUGUCUACAAUAAAUAAAUGUAACACAAUCACUAA